AUGGCGGACACUGCAGGAGAGUAUCUAAUGUACAGGCUGGAGACAAAACAUUUUUCUUCCUGUGGUGUUUUGAUAUCCAGGUCUGCUUGUCCAAAGGCUUCAACAGCAGUAUUUCAUUUCAGAAGACUCUUCUUUAACAUUGCUGCACCACUGAUAAACAAACGGAAGGAAUAUUCAGAGAGGAGAAUAAUUGGGUAUUCUAUGCAAGAAAUGUAUAAUGUAGUAGCUGGUAUAGAAGAUUACAAGCAUUUUGUACCUUGGUGCAAAAAGUCCGACAUCAUUGUCCAGCGGGCAGGUUACUGUAAGGCAAAUGUUAUAGUUGGAUUCCCUCCAAUUGAGGAGCGAUAUACAUCUGUUGUAACAUUGGUGCGACCACAUUUAGUUAAGGCAUCUGGUACAGAUGGCAAGCUCUUCAACCAUCUAGAAACAGACUGGCGUUUUAGCCCCGGAAUUCCAGGAUAUCCUAGAACUUGCACGCUAGAUUUUUCUGUUUCCUUUGAAUUCCGUUCCCUUCUGCACUCCCAACUUGCUACGGUGUUUUUUGAUGAAGUCGUCAAGCAGAUGGUGGCAGCAUUUGAAAGAAGAGCAUCUAAAUUAUAUGGGCCAGAAACAAGUAUACCACGGGAAUUUAUGCUUCAUGAAGUGCAUCACACAUAGGCUUCAGUCUGUGACUUACACAGACAGUAGCCCUUCAACACUUAACUUACACAUGGACAAUAACCGUUUAGCAUGAUGUGUUUAUUUGUAAAAGAUGCUUGUUUUUUAUGGCACUUAGCAACUUCUUUUUGUCUUGUAUUAAAACAUGCAACAGCACUGUAAAAUUUACAUGUAAGAUAUACAACUGUAUGUACAUAGAGAAAUUUAUUUUUGCAAUGAAGUGUAAUUUUGAUGUCUGAGGUGCAUUAGUCUGUGUGCAUUGGUGACCACAGCUGCUUGCACGAUCGUGUCACUGAUACUGCCUUUCAAAGUUUACCUAUCUAUAAUCAACAAAGUCCGUUUCAAAAUUAUUGUUGCUGCUGCUGCCGCCUGUAAGACAGUUUAAUUAUUAUCUGUAAAUGAAGUACUUUACAGACUUUUGUGAUGAAACUUUGAGUAACAAAGAAGUACUUGAGGAUGUCAAGUUUAGCAGUAGGCAGCUCUAAUAAUGGAUUCUAUGGUACACUAUUAAAAUAAGCAAGAACAUCAAAAUCUUUAUGAACCUACAAAGGUUGCUUAUGAAGGUAGCCAUGGUUGAAUUUUAGAAAGGCCCAAUACUUUGUAUAUCCUUUUUAUUUUAUGUUGUGACAUUGAAAGUGUCGCACUGACUCAUACCUUGAAAUAAGGGAGGGUCACAUGUUUAACUAUGAUACAGUGUAGCUGUGGUCAUUAGGAGGUCCAUUUGUAAAACCUUUAUUUUAUUUACUGUGUAAAUUCUUGCAAAAAACACCAUUUUCAUUAGUCCUGUAGAUAAUUCUUCUCUAGUGAUUCUUCCAGGGAAUUAAAGCACCAGUUAAUGAAGUGAUGAAUAUCGAAGACUUCA
Molecule: messenger RNA, 1519 nt
Organism: Protopterus annectens (West African lungfish)
Lineage: Eukaryota; Metazoa; Chordata; Ceratodontiformes; Protopteridae
Gene: COQ10B
Product: coenzyme Q10B
Exons: 5
Coding region: 1-657 (218 amino acids)
Biological process (GO): ubiquinone biosynthetic process; cellular respiration
Cellular component (GO): mitochondrion
Molecular function (GO): ubiquinone binding
Source: RefSeq, a predicted model, not a curated record